AUGUCAAUCCUCAGCGUCGCGCUCGCUUUGCUCAGACCCUUCUUGGGUCCCUAUCUUGGCUUCAUUAUCGAUACAUAUGCCUCCAUCAUGAUGAUGCUCUUUUUUCUUGGUUUUCCUUCGGUACGCGAGCGACUUGUACGAGUAUUGCUAAGGGAUGAGCCCUUCUUCAUUCCCGGACUUGGAGCAUUGUUCGUUCGCUAUGUGCUCCCGCCCGCCCGCCGAUGGAUGGGUAGUCUCGGCAGCUCAAAUGACUUCCAGAUCGCCGUUGUUUUCUUCCGUAUCGGUCGCACUGUCUACAAGGCAUUCUAUGCAUUCUUCGUUCGUGCCUCGACCCGAGAGCAAUACACGUACAUGCCCCUGUCGAAUAGCUCUGACAGUAGUGAAAUCCGCCUGAUUAAGCUGCAUCCCGGCUCUGGCGAUGACCCUCUACAAACUGAGAUUUUACAUGCUUCGUUGGACGCGGAUGUAAUCGGAAAGUAUGAAGCAGUCUCGUACGCUUGGGAGGAUGGUCAUACAACAAACAAAUUAGAAACAGGGCGCGGUACUCUUCUUAUUACGCCGUCUCUAUUUCACGCAUUGCAUCGAUUUCGAUUGAAAGAAGAGCCCCGCAUGCUAUGGGCGGAUGCGGUGUGUAUUAACCAGUCAGACAACGCGGAGAAGGCAAGUCAGGUGGCAUUAAUGGAUGAGAUCUAUGCAUCUGCCGCCUGCACACUGGUGUAUUUGGGCUGUGAGGCCAAUGGAAGUGAAGUAGUAGGAGAGCUGUUGACCCGAUUCGCCAGGGCUAGUUCUUCCCUCUACCGUUUAUAUGGGAGACAUGGAAUGGAGAUGUUGAGACAUAUUGGAUCGAUGUCGCCUCCAAUGAGGGUGAUGUUCGAAGAAUAUGGACUUCCUGGCCUAGAGGAUCCUGCAUGGAGGGCAUUAGCCAAGCUCUGGGCGAGGCCAUGGUUUCGGCGUGUGUGGGUGAUUCAGGAAUUCGUCCUCUCUCCUGAUGUCCGCAUGUUCUGCGGCGGAUGGGAAGUCAGUUGGUCUGUGUUCUACGUCGCUACGGUCGACGCAUACAUGACGUCCUCCUUCUCGGUUGUUCCAGAUAUACCGAAUGCAUUCGAUAAUGCCGCAAAGCACAUGGGAACGGAAGCUAUGCACAUGAUGUGCGAGUACCGGCAAUCUGCACUGUUGGAGUCGCUACCCGCCUCAGAUGCCGAUAGUAUGCGAAUGUUGACCAUAAAUUUGAACACGAUGGUAUUUCAAGAACAAGAGGAGUUCAACCUUGCGAGAAAGAUGGAUCAUAACCUAAGGCUACGGGUGGAAGUACCUCUUCUUGAUCUCCUUGCGCUAUGUGACAGGAGCAAAGCUACAAGAGCUCGCGAUCAUCUGUUCGCAGUAUUUGGUCUGUCUAGCGCAACUGACCAUGACCUUUUCUGGGCAGACUACUCUUGUACAUUUGACGAGGUAGUGAGGCGCUUCGGUAAAGCUUUUGUUCGCAGGGGGCAGUGUAUGGACCUCUUGUACCAAGCUCGAUUAAACAUUCAAUCCUCGCGGUUCCCAUCCUGGAUCCCUGAUUGGACCACCAAGUUUGUUUUCAUGGGCGAUGAAAUCGACUAUAGCAGCUUGGGGCUGCACAGUGGCGGAUUGUAUGCCGCCGCUGGCGAUACUCAGUGCGAGCCGUGGGUUAGUGAUGACCCAAAGGACGAUUGUCUUGCAGUUCGAGGGAGGUUCGUCGACAAGCUCAGCUGGGUCGGCGGUGACCACGUCAAACACGGCCCCAUACACGGCCUGAUACGUCGUCUUCAACAAUCUUACGACACCAUCGCAGAGCUCGAAGAGACCUCUGGUUCCUAUGUGACUGGUGAGCUAUUCAAAGAUGUAUGGUGGCGGAUGCUGGUGGCCAACAAGACCAAGGGAUUCAGUCCCGUCUCUUCAGAUUUUGCAAUCGGACUACGUUCUAAAUGGCAUAUAAUACCUGCCUUGUGCAAUAUCCUAUUAUCAUCGCCUCCCGAGGAAGCCAAAGAACAACUUGUUGCAAUUAUAGGCCUUCCGUGCUACCAGGCCUUAUACUCUUGCUAUACUGUAUACCAGAUUGCCAAGACGGAGAAGGGAAUGGUCGGUCUCGUGCCGCUCCUGGCAGAAGCUGGCGAUGAGAUAUCUGUUCUCAACGGUGGUGCAGUGCCAUUUGUUUUGAGGAAGGGGAAGCGAUUGCUGAAUGCACAUCGAUUGGUGGGAGAAUGUUAUAUCCACGGGAUCAUGAAUGGCGAGGCGAUGCGGGGCCAAUAUGAGGAGAGAGAUGUCAAAUUGUACUGA
Molecule: messenger RNA, 2298 nt
Organism: Fusarium tjaetaba
Lineage: Eukaryota; Fungi; Ascomycota; Sordariomycetes; Hypocreales; Nectriaceae
Product: heterokaryon incompatibility (het-6OR allele)
Exons: 1
Coding region: 1-2298 (765 amino acids)
Source: RefSeq, a predicted model, not a curated record